This is a messenger RNA of Papaver somniferum (opium poppy), 1686 nucleotides long. Its product is annotated as putative F-box protein At3g23260. The coding region runs from base 529 to 1458 and encodes 309 amino acids. The transcript has 2 exons. The record is from RefSeq and is a predicted model, not a curated record. NCBI's taxonomy places the organism in Eukaryota, Viridiplantae, Streptophyta, Magnoliopsida, Ranunculales, Papaveraceae.
CAUCCAAAAAAAUAAAGUUUUGAAGAACUAGCCGUAGCCCAAGUCAUUUGCCAAAACAGAUGUGCACUCUGUGGCAGUUCAGAUGUUUGGGCCAGCCAAAGAAAGUCCAACUCACUUGCUUUCUGCUUUCCAACUUAUACGAACCGAUAUAUGAGUCCAAAUUUGACUCUCACACUCUCAGUAUACACAGAAAGAAGAAAAAUUUCAGCAUGUGGUCGUUUUUCAAAUCAUUGAAUCCCUUUGGAGGAGAAGAUGAUGAAACAGCAGCAGAAUCAUCAUCUUCAAGUUCAGUUGAAGCCAGAGAAAUUCUAGCAGAGCCACCUAUAAAUGGAAUGCUGUACUUACCAAGGGAUUUACUAAAAGACAUCUUUCUUCGUGUGCCAAUGAAGUCGAUAGCACGAUCCAGGUGCGUAAACAAAAAAUUGUGUAUGGUAUUAGAUGAUGAAUUUGUUAAGGAGAAACGAAAACAUGAUAAAAAACUGAAUGUGGAUUAUAAGAUCAUGAUCCAUAACGAGAAUGUUAUAGAAAAUGGUUGAUUAUGAGACUUCAAAUUCUAAAUGUAAACACUCUCGUCGUAUCCGGUACCCUUUUGGAAAAUACAAGAGAGGAUUUGAUUUUUUUGAAUGUUGUAAGGGUUUGGUUUUGUUAAGGCAUGUUGCAAGGGAUUCUGGCAAUACUCUUGUCAUUUGGAACCCAUGUACAGAUGAAUUUAAGAAACUACCUGUUUACCCACCAUUUGAAUCAGAUAUAGAUAUGGCCUCUGUAGAGUUUGGAAUUGGUUAUGAUUCUCAAGCUGAAGACUUCAAAGUGGUAAGCAUAGAGGCUAUUAGGGGGAAAAAUGGAGUGAGGUUCAGAUUUAGGUUAAGAACAAGUUCAUGGGAAAGAUUGAAGGAUCUCGUUAUUGAAGAUCUCUCUUUCGGUUCACUACCUGAUAUGGCUCGUAUACCUGUUAAUGGAACACUCAGUUGGAUAGUAGAUAAAAGUGGAUUCAAAGUUAUUGUUUCUUUUGAUUUUGAGAAAGAAGAAUUCAAAGAAAAGAAGAUGGCUUACUUGUUCAAUGAAAGUUACAGAACAACUUUGUGUGUUCUGAAAGAGUCUCUUUGCCUAUUAGGUUUUAAGCAUUUUGACCGUUUUGCUGGUAAAGUGGGGGAGUUAAACUUAAAGGGUAAAGGAAAGACAACAUCAGGGACUGAAUUGUUCACUAUUAAAUUACAAAACCACUUUGGAUAUGUUAGAAAUUUAAUGCCUUUACAGUAUUUUGGGAGCGGUGAAGUUUUAUUAAGCAUAGAAAUCGAUGAUGGUUCUUUUAUUGUUCUGUAUGACCCACAGUAUGACACAGUUACAACCCUUUACGAGUAUUUAGAUCCGGGACUUUGCUGCUCUUCACACACUUCUAUCUUUCUAAAGAGCCAGAUUUCACUUAACACGGGGACUUACCUACGUGAAUAUGCUGAUUGAAAGACUUGUGUAUCAAGGCAGAAACAUAUGGAGGACUCUGACUAAGAAGCAACUCUUAGAUUACCUGUAAACGAUGUACAAGUCUUUUUCAUUUGCCCAUGUGAGUCUUACUUAGUUUCCUAUUUCUACAAGUCUUGUUUGUGAAUCUAAGAGUUCAUUUGUUGUUUAUGAUCAUGACACUGUCGAUAAUCUAAUACUCGGCUAUUACUGUUUUUCUGUUAAAUACAA